Benincasa hispida (wax gourd) is the source of this 1232-nucleotide messenger RNA. The record is from RefSeq and is a predicted model, not a curated record. Lineage: Eukaryota; Viridiplantae; Streptophyta; Magnoliopsida; Cucurbitales; Cucurbitaceae.
UCUCACUCUCUUCCUCUUUGUCUAGUGAAUGCUAGAAUGAAACAUACUUCCAUUCUUUCUUUCUAGGCUCAUCUUCCAUCUUUCAAUCAUUAAUUUCUCUCUUAUUUCAAUUUUUAAUGCAGAGAUCUCUGAUUACUCUCUUGUACAGUUCUCAAAUUUCCUUCUUCUUUACUUGCAAAAACCAUAUGUGCAAUGUAUUUUCCUUCACACACUCUAAUGUUCCCAAAAAAACCAUUGGACCCAUAAACCAUGAUGGAGUUCUAGGGCGGCGGUGGGGGAAUGGUGAUUCUGCAAGUAGUGGCAAGAUGAGUUCCGAUUACCAAAAAAAUUCCUCGUUUCGGUAGUCCCAAAAUAGGGGUAGCGGCAAAAUGAGUGAUUGUCCGGCAAGAUGAAUUCCAAUUAUCGUGAAAAUUUUUCAUGGCACCCAAAUAAAUUUAUACUGAGCAUCCGUCGGUGUUUGGAAGUAAGAUUUUUAGUCAAAAGGACAAAUAUGAGAAAGACCCAUUUCACCCACCAUGGCCACUGUACUUACUCAGCAUAAUUCGUUGCAAUUCAAAAAGGAAGUCGCAGGAAGGAGGUGGAAACAGCCAGUGGUUUCGCUGAAGAAUACUAGCAUCGAAGCAGCUCCCAGAGUUCAGCUGAAAAAGUACUAGCAUCGAAGCAGCUUGCAGCUCUGAAAGUUCAGCUAAGUUUCACCUUUCCAUGGGCAUGUGAAGUUGUGAACUGUAUGAUUCCGUGCGAGUUGGUGUUUGAGGCAUCUUAUUUCAUUUACCAAUGGACUUCAGCAUCUCCUUGUUUCUUGUUUUAGUUUCUCUACCCACUAUUUUGGCUCAGAGAGCUACACACGCUAGUAUCAUAGUAGAUGGAGCUGCAGUAGUUGCUGAAACUGAUGAUAACUAUAUUUGUGCCACCAUUGAUUGGUGGCCUCAUGAUAAGUGUAAUUACAAUCGUUGUCCAUGGGGGUAUUCUUCUGCAGUAAAUUUGAACUUGUCUCAUCCUCUCCUGGUCAAGGCAAUACAAGCUUUUGAGCAUUUGAGGAUAAGAAUUGGUGGUUCUCUACAAGAUCAAGUGUUGUAUGACGUAGGAAGUUUGAAGACACCUUGCCAUCCAUUUCAGAAGGUGAAUUGGGGGCUGUUUGGUUUUUCCAAGGGGUGUUUGCACAUGAGCAGAUGGGAUGAUCUAAACCAAUUAUUCAAGACCACAGGGUAAGACAUUUGAUUCUUGUCUUUCUU